CGUCACACGGGAUCCUCAGGAGGCUUUAAGAGAACGUACGGGGUGUGUGGCUGCUUCACAUCCAGCUGUUGAGGGAUCGGCGCAAGUCGAGGACCCAAGGAAACAAUAAUAUGUCACUACAUGGAAACGCAAUGGACAGGUCACCUGCAGAGAGAUCACAGACCACAGACAACAGACUGACCCACAGACUGUAUCCGUCACUGCCCAACAUAGACAGUGUUUUCAGGUAUGACGUUUGUGUGGCGGACCCUGCCACUGGAGAAGAACCUCACACAGAUGCAGUCAACCACCCUGACAGCCUGCUGGAAGACACUCAGUCAGAAGCUGCCAGCAGCAGUGACGUCAGACUGAAAGCACAGAUCCUUAUCUUGGAGGAGCAAAGGCAGGAGCUUCUUUCUAUUAAUGAGAAAUGGGCAAAAGAGUACCGAACCAUGGUGCAGUACUACAAACAGAAGGUCCGAGAUUUGAAAGAAUCACUGCAACACGAUCACUUUAAAGACAUUUGUGAAGAAAGUGAAAGGAACGCUAUAUUAAACAAGAAAAUCAAACACAAAGAGAACAAACUGACUGGAGAUGAGUUACUAAAAGCAGAGAUGGAAGCAGAAGAGCUGCGAGCACAGAACAGCACUUUGACCCGAAGAGGGCAGCACCAGCACGAGGAGAUCAGACGACUGAACAAGGCUUUAGAGGAGGCGCUUCAGAAGACGAGCAGUGAAACACUACAGGAUGUCUGGAAACAUCAGGCUGAAGUCUACAAGGAGGACUUUCUGAAGGAGCGCAGAGACAGGGAGAAGCUCAAGGAGAAGUAUCUGGAACAAGAGAAGAAGUUUAGGAAAGUUCACAGUGAGCUACAUGCCCUCAAAUCUCAGGUGGCUCAAACUCGUCCAAAGGAGUCUGCACUUGAAUGCACCUGCCCAAAUCGAGCCUCAAACUGGGAGGUCUGCCAGAUUAACCAGCGCCACAUCCAGCUACAAAGACGCUACACGCUUGAUAACAAAAAGUGAAAUUCAACGACCUCCUUGCUGUUUGUGUGAUAGUGUAUGUUGCACGUCUCGUCAUUCGCACCGUGGGACUCUGCUAGUUAUUCAGUUGGAGAACAUCCAGGAAGUAAGCUCUGAUGUGUCAGUCAGCGGCUGGCUGUCUGCUGCAGGUUCUGCCUCAGGUAGUGUGGGUCCAUCAGGCGACCAAAGAGGCAAACACACAAAAAGACACUUUAACAGCCUGUGGAAUAGAAAUGGGACCCUUCAGUAUAAACACUUCCCAAGAAGAGAAAAGCAGCAAAGAGUGAAAUUAAACACUCUACUCAUUGUGUGCAGAGUUUGCUAUGUAAGCCAUAGUGAGGUUGCUCAGGGAUAUAUCAAUUAUUGCACUGCUCAAACACUAUAGACUUCAUCAAAGGUGCAAUGUGAAUGAGGAUCUUUCUGUUUCAAGUACCUGUAACCACACUGUGCCUGGUGCAAGAGGAAAACACAAGAAGAAAACAUGUAGUCAUAGUGUUCUGCUUUGACAGAAGUGGGUCUUUUCCCGCUGUGCACCACAGGUAGAUGCUGAAAUUCGUAGACAUACAGGGGCACACCCGCAUCUUUCAGGGAGAAUUAAAAUGCAUGUCAAGUUGUGACUCGUAAAACACCUCUGUGGUAUUCGGACUCUUAAUGAACAGGAAGAAUGAGCACCAUGUUGCCAGUAUCUUUGUGAAAGUGUCCCGUACAUUCUCCAGAGAGUCAUCGUGUUGCAGGUAUUCAGUCAGUAUUAGUACAUUUGCACUGGAGGCCUGUCAGGGAGGAGACAUAAAGGUUGUGGGCACAGAAGAAAUAAUAUAUAUAUGAAGUAAUAUAUCGGAACAUUUAUUUUUAGAGUAUAUUUAUGAAUGUUUUAAGAUACGUACUUGUCUUGUUUCUUGUUUAUUUAUCAUGAGAGUAAGAAAAAUAUGAAAAAUGAAUGUGUAGUGGGUAGAGGGAGCGUCCCAUGUACAAAGGCAAUGUUCUUGCUGCAAGGACCAAGGGUUCGAUUCCAGCAUGCGGCCAUUUGAGGCAUGUCAUCCCCUCUCUCUCCCCCGUUCACACUUAAUCCGUCCUGUCCAAUAAAGACCAAAAAGAAAAA
Molecule: messenger RNA, 2100 nt
Organism: Epinephelus fuscoguttatus (brown-marbled grouper)
Lineage: Eukaryota; Metazoa; Chordata; Actinopteri; Perciformes; Serranidae
Product: TNFAIP3-interacting protein 1-like
Exons: 10
Coding region: 111-1004 (297 amino acids)
Biological process (GO): regulation of transcription by RNA polymerase II; cellular response to lipopolysaccharide
Source: RefSeq, a predicted model, not a curated record